Molecule: messenger RNA, 1975 nt
Organism: Malurus melanocephalus (red-backed fairy wren)
Lineage: Eukaryota; Metazoa; Chordata; Aves; Passeriformes; Maluridae
Gene: NUAK2
Product: NUAK family kinase 2
Exons: 7
Coding region: 48-1946 (632 amino acids)
Biological process (GO): intracellular signal transduction; microtubule cytoskeleton organization; protein phosphorylation
Cellular component (GO): cytoplasm
Molecular function (GO): protein serine/threonine kinase activity; ATP binding; tau-protein kinase activity
Source: RefSeq, a predicted model, not a curated record
CGGGCCGGGACGCGCCGGGCGGCGGCGGAGCCGGAGCCGGGAUCGGGAUGGAGCGGCCGGCGGGGCCCGGUACCGGUUCCGGUUCUGCGCUGGCCGCCUCGCUGGCCGAGGGCUUGAUCAAAUCGCCGCGGCCGCUGAUGAAGAAGCAGGCGGUGAAGCGGCACCACCACAAGCACAACCUCAAGCACCGCUACGAGUUCCUGGAAACGCUGGGCAAAGGCACCUACGGGAAGGUGAAGAAAGCCCGGGAGCGCUCCGGGAAGCUGGUGGCCAUCAAAUCCAUCCGCAAGGACAAGAUCAAGGAUGAGCAGGACCUUGUCCACAUCCGGAGGGAGAUUGAGAUCAUGUCCUCCCUCAACCACCCCCAYAUCAUCGCUGUCCACGAAGUGUUCGAGAACAGCAGCAAGAUCGUGAUCGUGAUGGAGUACGCCAGCCGAGGGGACCUGUACGAUUACAUCAGCGAGCGGCAGCGCCUCUCGGAGCGGGAGGCGCGACACUUCUUCCGCCAGGUCGUGUCCGCCGUCUACUACUGCCACAAGAACGGCAUCGUCCACCGCGACCUGAAGCUGGAGAACAUCCUGCUGGAUGCCAACGGGAACAUCAAGAUCGCGGAUUUCGGGCUGUCCAACGUUUUCCAGCAGGACAAACUCCUGCAGACCUACUGCGGCAGCCCCCUGUACGCGUCCCCCGAGAUCAUCAACGGCCGGCCCUACAAGGGCCCCGAGGUGGACAGCUGGUCCCUGGGCGUCCUCCUCUACAUCCUGGUCCACGGCACGAUGCCCUUCGAYGGCCACGACUACAAGACUCUGGUCAAGCAGAUCACGAGCGGUGAYUACCGGGAGCCCACGAAGCUCUCAGACGCCUGCGGGCUGAUCCGCUGGAUGCUGAUGGUGAACCCGGAGCGCCGGGCCACCAUCGAGGACAUCGCCACGCACUGGUGGGUCAACUGGGGCUACAGAAUGCCGCUGGGCGAGCAGGAGCUGCUGCGCGACAGCGAAUCGCCGCUGGCCACCGUGGCCGAGUGGCUGCGCCGCUCGUCCCGGCCGCUGCUGGAGAACGGCUCCAAGGUGCGCUGCUUCCUGAAGCAGCACAUCCCCGGCGCGGCCCUGGAGCGCCAGCGCUCCCUCAAGAAGUCCAAGAAGGAGAACGACGUCUCGCACGCGUUGCAGGAGGGACCCGCCGGCCCCGAGAACCCCUCCAAGUCCAUCCUCAAGCGGCCCAAGGGCAUCCUGAAGAAGAGGAACUCSUGCGAGCAGAAGGUGCCCGGUUCCCCGCCCGGGGAGGAUGGCGAGGGGGUCCCCGCGGGUCUCACCCGGAUCCUGUCCUCUGGAGUGCUGCCYGGAGCGGCAGCGGUGCCCGCGGCCGCGCCCAAGAAGGGAAUCCUGAAGAAGCCCUCGGCCAGGGAAUCGGGCUAUUACUCGUCCCUGGAGUGCUGCGAGUCCGGGGACGUGCUGGACGCGGGGAGCUUGGACCUGGACGGGAGCGUGUUCGCCGAGCCGCCCUCCCCGAGCCCGCAGGGCCUCCCCGCCCGCAGGAAAGGCAUCCUCAAACACAACGGCAAAUUCUCCUCGGGCAGCGCCGAGCCGGGGACUCCYCCCGGGCAGGGCUUCGGGGGCUUCAGAGAGGUUCCCCUUCCCCCCGGCCCCCGCGGCCGCCCGGGCAGCGCAGUCAGCGAGGACAGCAUCCUUUCCACCGAGUCCUUCGAUCAGCUGGACCUGCCCGCCCGCGUCCCCCCCGGCGGCGGGGCCAUGCGGGGCUGCGUGUCGGCCGAGAGCCUGCUGCGGCUGGAGGAGGAGGAGGAGCGGGAGGAAGGGCGGAGGCUGCGCCGCUGGACUGUCACCCACUGCCGCAGCCCCCUGGCCGAGAGCCGCGCGUCCCUGGCGGGCUGUGACAAUGGCACCGAGCUCUACCGGCGCGCCGUGCCCGUGGGGGUGAAGCUGAGCUGAGGCUGCUCUCCCUCGCCGCUGGGCUUCAU